GGAAACUAUAGAAACGCUCCGCUUUGAAACUUAUAAAUAAUUAAAGUAUCGCACGCUGUAGGCUGUAUAAAGAAUUUAGUCACUUUGGUUAAUAUAAUUUGAACAAUAUUCAAAAAGGACGUAAACUUGAUUAUUCUUUAUAAGGGAAAACGUACGCAAAUGUUCUAAAUGGAGAUAUUUACUAAAACUGUUCAUACUUUUAUUAUUUGGUUCGUUUGUAUUGAUAUAAUUGACGGAGUUAUCAUCAAAAAUCAAACUUUUUAUGCGGUAAAUGAUAUGAAAAUGCAAGACACAAUAUCAGUUUUGAACAGUUCAAGUGAAUUACAAUGUGGAAGAUACUGUUUAAGUGAAGAUCUAUGUUGUUCUUUUGGUUUUACAGCAGCAACAAGAAUAUGUAAACUUUAUGACAAUGACCCAUUGACCGCUGCACCAGAAAGUAGUGCAUCUAUCGGAAGUGUAUUGUAUGUUAAAGAUUGCGAAGAAGGGUGGCUUAAAUUUGGAGAGUCCUGCUAUCAAUUCUCGAAAACUCACACAAGCUGGGUUAAUUCGAAGACAUACUGUGAAUCGCUGGGAGCACAUCUGGCUAUUGUUACCAAUGAAGCAGAACACCAGUUUAUAAGACAAACACUUUCAGGACAGAAUAAAGACUAUUUCUGGAUUGGUGCCCGGUUUAACAGUACAGCCGGCGAAUACCGAUGGGUUGAUGGCACUGAAAUGACAUUUAAUGGAUGGAGACCUGGUCAACCAAUCGGUACUUCAGGCUGUGUUGAUUACUUAGUUAAUGCAAAUUGGCUGUGGAAUCAUCAUGGAGACUGUUAUUCUACCUUUGGACCAUGCAUUUGUGCAAAAAAACGUGUAUGACAGAACUCAUGUGAGCAAACAGGAAUUUCUGAUGACAACAAAAAAUGACACCAAAUAUUUAUGUAUAUGUCAUUUAAAAUGACAAUUUGAAAAUCUACAGAUGCAACAAAAAUAUAUGAAAAUGUAAAACUUGUAAAUCUGUGUAUCUGUUCCGGCUUCUGAACAAUAUAUGCUAUUUUUCAGAUAUAUUUUCCUGGCUAUAAAGAUAAUAUAUUAAUGGAUUAUCAAAUGUUAAAGGCCCAUUAUGCCCCAGAAAUGCUUUCAUUUUUAUUUCUUAUAAUCUUUUUUAUUUUUGGUAUUCUUUUAUAGUUUCCGACAAGUUACUCAUUGACAAACUACUGGUACCUGUGCUGUAUUUUUCUUCUGUUGCUUUUUGUCAAUUAGUACAUAACAAACUACAAUUACAGUGAUUUUGUAUUUUGAAUGGAAGUCAAAAUACUACUUUGUUUACAUUAAGCUCCUUUUAUGACAUAUUAUUUUACAUUAAGCACUAUUUUCUUCAGGUAAAAGGCAUCUAACAUGCUCUAAAACCCAUUAUUUAAAAGUUAUAAAAUUCAUGUUUGACUUUUCUUAAGAAGUAAUUCUGAGGUAUAACAGGAGAAUACCCCCCUUAUUUUUUCAGAGGCAGGGGGUGUCGUAUAGUCGGGAGAGAUAACGCAACUAAAACUUUUACAUUUUAAUUCUACAUGCGUGUACAACUUGUGCAAGUCUCAAAUUCGAACUCCCUGACUGGGCUUUCAGACCAGUAUAUAUAUUGACAACUAUCCGCCUAAAAUGUCAACAUCAUAAAUAUACAUUUACUUCAUAAUUUAUAUACAUGCACGCAUUUGGAGUGAUAUGUAGAACUGUUAUCAAUUAUCCUUGACAUAUUUUACCACCCAAUACAGUUUGCAUCUAUUUUUGUCAAAUAACAUAUAUAAAUAAUGUCAUGUUCAAUGUUUUUAAAUUAUGAAGUAAAUACAAGUAUAUCG
Molecule: messenger RNA, 1832 nt
Organism: Ruditapes philippinarum (Manila clam)
Lineage: Eukaryota; Metazoa; Mollusca; Bivalvia; Venerida; Veneridae
Product: C-type lectin domain family 4 member G-like
Exons: 5
Coding region: 169-861 (230 amino acids)
Source: RefSeq, a predicted model, not a curated record